GCCAGCGCGGAGCCGGAGCAGCCGCGGUGAAGCUCCUGGGCUCCGCUGAGACCGCUGUGCCCGCUCGUCGCCUCGGCCGCCGCUGCGUCAAGCUGUCGCCGCCGCCGGUUGAGCGGCUGCCUAUUGUCCUUCUCGGCGGCGAAGGUGCGGAGCUGCUCCGGCUGGGCCCGCGGGGGAGCCCCGGGCGCCGCACGUGUCCUGGGUCAUGAAACUUAAUCCACAGCAAGCUCCAUUAUAUGGCGAUUGUGUGGUUACCGUGUUGCUGGCUGAAGAGGACAAAAUUGAGGAUGAUGUAGUUUUCUACUUGGUAUUUUCGGGUUCCACUCUCCAUCACUGCACAAGUACCCGGAAGGUCAGUGCUGAUACGCUGGAGACCAUUGCUCCUGGUCACGACUGCUGUGAGACUGUGAAGGUGCUACUCUGUGCUUCCAAGGAGGGCCUCCCCAUAUUCGUGGUGGCUGAAGAAGACUUCCAGUUCAUCCAGGAUGAGGCAUACGAUGCAGCCCAGUUCCUGGCAACCAGUGCUGGGAAUCAGCAGGCUCUGAACUUCACCCGUUUUCUUGACCGGUCGGGACCCCCGGCUGGGGAUGUGAAUACCCUUGAUGAGAAGGUUGCUCUGGCAUUCAGACACCUGAAGCUGCCAGCAGAGUGGAAUGUGUUGGGAACAGAUCAGACUUUGCAUGAUGGCGGCCCCCGAGAGACAUUGAUGCAUUUUGCCGUGCGGCUGGGGCUGCUGAGGUUGACGUGGUUCCUGUUGCAGAAGCCAGGUGGCCGAGGGGCUCUCAGCAUCCACAACCAGGAAGGAGCGACACCUGUGAGCUUGGCCUUGGAGCGGGGUUAUCACAAGCUGCACCAGCUUCUGACCGAGGAGAAUGCUGGGGAACCAGACUCCUGGAGCAGUUUAUCCUAUGAAAUCCCAUAUGGAGACUGUUCUGUGAGACAUCAUCGAGAGUUGGACGUCUAUACAUUAACCUCUGAAUCCGAAUCACAUCAUGAAGCCCCAUUUCCUGGAGACAGUUGCACUGGACAUAUUUUUAAACUUAUGAACAUCCAGCAGCAGCUAAUGAAAACAAACCUUAAGCAGAUGGAAAAUCCUGUGCCCUUAAUGGUGGCGGCACAGGAUCCUUCAAGUCUGCCCAGUGCCCAAGACCCAGAUGGCCAGUUUCUUGGCUGCACGUCAGAUCCUGGGGACGGCCAGCCACACUCGUCUCUUCCCGAAGACCCUGAGCACCCUCUGUGCGGCCACGGGAGCACUGUGGGGGAGAUGGAAAGUUCCUCCUAUUUGUCAGGUGUGGCUGAGGAAGAGAAUACAGACUGUUCCUAUGAGAAGGGAACCAAAGGUGUGGGGAGAGCCGGGGAAGAGGCGGAGCCAUCAUUGGCUGCAGACUGUGGAACGGUGUCUGAGCCAAGCAGCUGCCUGGGGAGCACGCCUGCUUGUGGAGGGGAGGGCACAGGAGACUUUCUAUCCUGUGGAAUCAGAAAUGGAGAAACUGGAACAAAAUCUUCUGCAUUGGCCCCAGAGCAGGAGUCUCCAAAACCUGGAGACAGUGUUCUGCAGGGAGACAUGGGCAUGCAGCUGGGCACCGCUCCCACUCCGCAUUUCUCUGGAGGUGACCUGGCAGUCAGCGUCCCAGUGACUGCAGGGGAGACAGAAUGUGGUCUCCUGAGCUCAGACACCACCAUCCAGAAGGACGUGCUUGAGGUAAGGGAACGUACAGAGGAAAAGUUUGAGAACUCUAAUAUCAGCACAGCUGGAGUCUCUGACGUAAAAGUCACAAGACAGCCUGCAGAUAAAGCCUUUGUUCCAAACUGCGUCUCUGCCCCCGGCUGCCCGGAUGGUAACAAACCUGCUGAGUCUUUACUUGAGUCUAGCAAGGGAGAAGCCUGCCCUGUGAAAACUGCAGAAACAGAAACUUCAGGAAGUUGUGAAGGGGGUGCUGGGCCUCCUGUGGAUCAGAGCUCCCUGGUAGUUCCAGCUGCUGCAGAAGACACGGCUUCAGAUGGGCUUGAUCCUUCUGCUCCCUUGGCAGGCACAAGUGAGGCAGCGUCACCCUCUGCUCUGACCUUUCCCGGGCCACGAAAAGAUGCGCCAAACCAGAAAUCAGAACCUGAUUCAUCUCCCAUUCAGAGCUGUUCUACAGCUGGAGGGGACACUCUGGGUGCCACCCCUGCCCGUGGGCAGAGCACAGGGACUUCUGGUGGCGUGCUUGCUGCGGGACACUGUGAUGGCCUAAGUACCCGGCCUGAGAGCACUGGCCCAGGACUAGCCCCCACGCAGCAUCCCCCCCCGGCCUUCUGCUGUGAAGGUCCACAGGCUCACACAGCCACCGCUGGCCCUCUAAGAUUAGACACCCAGGAACAGGUGGAAUUUUGUCCUCUUGAAGUUUCGGAUACAAAGGGCCACGGUAAAGAUUUGAACCUAGGAACAGCUUUAACAAAUAUGCUUGAGGUGCCUCCACAGGCAGUUGUCCCCAAAGCCGAGAAAGAACUGGUGCCGGCCCGGGCAGUGACAUCAGAUGAGACUUCUCUGGCAAGCAGUCCAGGCAGUGAAUCAGUAACCAAAGAUGACGCACUUUCUCUUGUCCCCUCCCAGAAAGAAAAGGGAACAGCAACUCCCGAACUACAUACAGCUACAGAUAGUAGAGAUGGCCCAGGCAGAGAUUCGAGCGAUCCUGAUAAGCAGCCAUUAGAAGACGGUGCCACGGGCCUACCUGCGCCCUCCACUGCUCUCCGUCUUCAGCCCAGCAUGGGGAAUACCAGUCCCAUGGGACUUGGUGGGGAACAUGGGGAUCCCUGCCUCUCAGCAGCCCCUGAAGCCCUGGAUAUCGAGGGGGGCGGCGCUGACUCUUUUCCGCUACGUGCGGGUAAGGCCACUGUGGCCUCUGAUUCCAUUCUGACUGAACAAGGGAAAAAUCUGGUGGUUCCAGAACUCUCUGAAGCUCAGGGACAAGAUGGCAGGGAUAAAGCAGUGACUUGUUCCUCAGGAACGUUUCACGAAGAGCAGAGAACACCACCUCCUGGACAGGAGGCACUGCGAUUCUUUGGAGAGCCUAGCUCAGCCGCCUGUGCUGAGGACAGAGCACUUGAGCGCCAUAAUUCACUGGGCACACCCUCAGCCUGUCUGAACGCAGAAACUAAGCAUAACAAGGAAGUGGCCCCACCAGUCUCGCUGCUGACUGAAGGUGGGGCUGCACAGAGCCUUGUACCACUGGGAGCAAGUCUGGCUGCAGACCCACGCCAGGAAGCCUUCGGUGCAGAGCAGAGCAGCUCGACUCCAUUGCCAGGCCUGUUACCAGAUGGGUCAGAGGCUCUUCCUGGCAAUCGAUCUUCUGCUCUGGAUGUUGGAGUGCAAAACCCUGAAUCCCAAGGUAAAGACACUGCUGGUGAGGUGAGCGGAAAUGUGGGGUUGGAUGUUGCCGUGGUUAGUGCUUUACAAGAUACUGUCGGGGCCAGAACAAAGGCUGUAUCACACAACGCCCAAGACCUCCUGAUUUCAAAAGUCUUGAGCCAGGAGAAGAUUAUGAUCCUGGGUUUACCAGGAACUUUAGCAGACAAGGGUGUGACUGACCUACAGGGCACUGCAGCUCCAGAGAUGGUACCUCUCGGUUGGCAGGAAGCAGCCCACAGCUGUGGCGUGGCCGACUCCAGGGAGCAACAGGUGGAUGCUGACGCACAUCACGUCCCACAGCAGCCUCUUGCCAAAGAGCUCCCCACCGAGACUGGACUCUCAAGCAGUGGUGACCAGACCCCAGACAGGGCAAGGGGUGCUCCCCCUCUACCUUGUGCUGUGUCUCUGCCUGAGAGAGCAGACUCCAUCGAGGAGGCUGCAAGUCGCAUAGUGGAGGCUGUCCUAGACCAAGUCAAGUCCUCGGGAGCACUGAUCACUGGUCCGGGGAUCAGUCACAUGUCACUGUCCAAGCCUUCAGAGUCUGGUCCGGUGACUGGGCAGCCAGAGAGCGCUUCUGCAGGGAAAGGGAGCACUUUUCCGCCUGGGCGGACCCCACACAUGGGCAGUAUCUGUGAAGAAGCCCCUGGCAAACUUGCAGGGGGUUUGGCUGAAAGGGAGGAGCCAGAGAAGAUGGUUCUGCCCACUGAAGGAUCUGAGCCAGCAACAGGUCAGUUCGAUUCGUACUUUGAUGCCACCACCUGUCACCAGGUGCAGACAGAGGGCCUGUCUCCAUGCUCACCCCCAGGCUGUGUGGAAAUGCCAGACUUGAAAGCUGCAGACGAAGUGGAUUUUCUGAGUAAUACCAGGGCGAGCUCGGCUUCUGCAGAGGUGGCCGUAGGAGACCCAGCCGCCACACCUGACGUGAAGCAAGGCCUGGCGACCCGGGCGAUAAACCGAGAAAGCUGGUGUGCAAUAAAGCCGUGCCCUGAUACAGCAUCUCUGUUGGCCCCCGCACAGAGCCCAGACUGUGAGAACUUCCUGGAUGUUGGACUGGGCAGAGAAUGUGCCUCAAAACAAGGUGUCCUCAAAAGAGAGUCCGGCAGUGACUCUGACCUCUUUCACUCACCCAGCGAAGAAGUGGACAGCAUUGUCUUCCCCAAGCCCGAGGAAGAGCCGCUGGUCUGUGAUAUCACCGGAUCCAGUUCCUCCACCGACGACACCGCUUCCUUGGAUCGACAUUCUUCUCACGGCAGUGAUGUUUCCCUCCCCCAGAUUUCAAAUUUGAACAGGUCCAGAGAUCAGCAGUGUCUUGACAGCUUCUACAGCCAUGGUGUGGGAGCUGAGGGCCGAGAGAGCGAGGGUGAAGCUGCCGGCUCAGGUGAGAUGGAGGAGGAGGAGAUGGACAGCAUCACCGAGGUGCCCUCGAACUGCUCCGUGCUGAGGAGCUCUAUGCGCUCCCUGUCCCCUUUCCGGAGGCACAGCUGGGGUCCUGGGAAGAACGCGGCCAGUGAUGCCGAAAUGAACCAGCGCAGUUCAUUGCGAGUUCUUGGGGAUGUUGUCAGGAGACCUCCCAUUCAUAGGAGAAGUAUGAGCUGGUGUCCCUCUGGUGUACAAUACUCUGCUGCCCUGAGUGCUGACUUUAAUUACAGAAGUUUCAGCCUAGAAGGCUUGGCAGGAGGAGCUGGUGCCGGGAACGAGCCAUCUUCGUCUCUAGGUGUAGACUCUAUAAACACCAAAGAGCUCAGGCACCCUUUCAGUGGGGAAGAAAGGGGUGACUCUUUGGUGUCACUUUCAGAGGAGGAUCUGGAAUCAGGCCAGAGAGAACAUAGGAUGCUUGAUCAGCAGGCAUGUCACAGAUCUAAACAACAGGGAUUCAAUUAUUGUACAUCAGCCGUUUCUUCUCCGCUAACAAAAUCCAUCUCAUUAAUGACAAUCAGCCAUCCUGGGUUGGACCAUUCACGGCCGUUCCUUGGUACCAGUGCCAACCUGACCGAGAGCAUAACAGAAGAGACCUAUAGUUUCCUGCCACAAAGCCCCUCCAAGAAAGAUUUUGAAGGGAAGAGUGGAACAAAAGUCAGUCGUACAUUCAGCUACAUCAAGAAUAAAAUGUCCAGCAGCAAGAAGAGCAGAGAGAAGGAAAAAGAGAAAGAGAAAAUCAAAGAGAAGGAGAGAGAGUCAAAGGAGAAGGAGAAGGACAAGAAGAUGGUCAACGGGCACACUUUCAGUCCCAUCCCUGUGGUCGGCCCGAUCAGCUGUAGCCAGUGCGUGAAGCCCUUCGCCAGCAAGGACGCCUACACGUGUGCAGGUUGCAGUGCUUUUGUCCACAAAGGCUGUAGAGAAAGUCUGGCCUCCUGUGCAAAGGUCAAAAUGAAGCAGCCCAGAGGGAGCCUUCAGGCACAGGACACAUCUUCGCUGCCCACAGUCAUCUUGAGGAGCAAGCCCUCACAGCCCAAGGAGCGUCCUCGAUCUGCAGUCCUCCUGGCGGAUGAAGCUACUGCCAUUCCCAUGUUUGCCAACAGACGGUCCCAGCAGAGUGUCUCACUCUCCAAAAGCGUCUCCAUACAGAACAUUGCUGGAGUUGGCAAUGACGAGAACAUAUCAAACACCUGGAAAUUCCUGUCUCAUUCAACAGACUCACUAAAUAAAAUCAGCAAGGUCAAUGAGUCAACAGAGUCACUAACUGAUGAGGGAGUAGGUACAGACAUGAAUGAAGGACAGCUAAUGGGGGACUUCGAGAUGGAAUCCAAACAACUAGAAGCCGAGUCCUGGAGUCGCAUAGUGGACAGCAAGUUUCUGAAACAGCAAAAGAAAGAUGUGGUCAAACGGCAAGAAGUGAUUUAUGAGUUGAUGCAGACAGAGUUGCACCACAUCCGGACGCUGAAGAUCAUGAGCGACGUGUACAGCCGGGGGAUGAUGACGGAGCUGCUCUUUGAGCAGCAGACGGUGGAGAAGCUCUUCCCCUGUUUGGAUGAGCUGAUCAGUAUCCAUAGCCAGUUCUUUCAGAGGAUCCUGGAGCGGAAGAAGGAAUCUCUGGUGGAUAAAAGUGAAAAGAACUUUCUCAUCAAGAGGAUGGGAGAUGUGCUUGUAAAUCAGUUUUCAGGGGAGAAUGCAGAACGCCUAAAGAAGACGUACGGCAAGUUUUGUGGGCAGCAUAACCAGUCUGUGAACUACUUUAAAGACAUUUAUACCAAGGACAAGCGGUUCCAGGCCUUUGUGAAGAAGAAGAUGAGCAGCGCCGUCGUGAGGAGGCUGGGAAUCCCAGAAUGCAUAUUGCUGGUGACCCAGCGGAUCACCAAAUACCCAGUUUUAUUCCAAAGAAUAUUGCAGUGUACCAAAGACAAUGACGUGGAGCAGGAAGAUCUGGCUCAGUCCCUGAGCCUGGUGAAGGAUGUGAUUGGAGCUGUGGACAGCAAAGUGGCAAGUUAUGAAAAGAAAGUGCGUCUCAAUGAGAUUUAUACAAAGACAGACAGCAAGUCGAUCAUGAGGAUGAAGAGCGGCCAGAUGUUUGCCAAGGAGGAUUUGAAGCGGAAGAAGCUCGUGCGGGACGGGGCUGUGUUUCUGAAGAACGCAGCAGGAAGGUUGAAAGAGGUUCAGGCAGUUCUGCUUACUGACAUUUUAGUGUUCCUUCAAGAAAAAGACCAGAAAUACGUCUUCGCAUCACUGGACCAGAAAUCAACAGUGAUCUCGUUAAAGAAGCUGAUUGUCAGGGAAGUAGCACAUGAGGAGAAAGGUUUAUUCUUAAUCAGUAUGGGGAUGAAGGACCCAGAGAUGGUGGAAGUGCAUGCCAGCUCCAAGGAGGAGCGAAACAGCUGGAUUCAGAUCGUUCAGGACACGAUCAACACCCUGAACAGAGAUGAAGAUGAAGGAAUUCCGAGCGAGAAUGAGGAAGAAAAGAGGAUGCUGGACACCAAAGCCCGAGAACUGAAAGAGCAACUUCAACAGAAGGACCAGCAGAUCCUCCUCUUACUGGAAGAGAAGGAGAUGAUUUUCCGAGACAUGACUGAGUGCAGCACCCCCUUGCCGGAGGAUUGCUCCCCGACUCACAGCUCUAGAAUCCUCUUCCGCUCCAACACAGAAGAGGCUCUCAAAGGAGGACCUUUAAUGAAAAGUGCAAUAAAUGAGGUGGAGAUCCUUCAAGGUUUGGUGAGUGGAAGCCUGGGAGGCACGCUUGGGCAGGUUGUCAGUAGCCCUGUUGAGCAAGAAGGCAUGGUUGGUCCUGUUUCCUUGCCCCGGAGAGCAGAGACCUUUGGAGGAUUUGACAGCCACCAGAUGAAUGCUUCAAAAGGAGGUGAGAAGGAAGAGGGGGAGGAUGGCCAAGACCUGAGGAGAACCGAAUCCGAUAGUGGUCUGAAAAAGGGUGGAAAUGCUAACGUGGUAUUUAUGCUUAAAAGAAACAGUGAGCAGGUUGUCCAGAGUGUCGUUCAUCUCCACGAACUCCUCAGCACGCUGCAGGGCGUGGUGCUGCAGCAGGACAGCUACAUCGAGGACCAGAAGCUGCUGUUGGCGGAGCGCGCACUCGCGCGGAGCUCGUCGCGCCCCAGCUCCCUGGUGGAGCAGGAGAAGCAGCGCAGCCUGGAGAAGCAGCGCCAGGACCUGGCCAACCUGCAGAGGCAGCAGGCGCAGCACCAGGAGGAGAAGCGGCGGCGCGAGCGCGAGUGGGAGGCCCGCGAGAGGGCGCUGCAGGAGCGCGAGGCCCGGCUGGCGCAGCGCGAGCAGGACGUGCGGCGGGGCCAGCAGGAGCUGGAGCGCGAGCGCGACGAGCUGCAGCACCGGAAGGGCGCCUACCAGUGCGACCUGGAGAGGCUGCGCGCCGCGCAGAAGCAGCUGGAGCGGGAGCAGGAGCAGCUGAGGCGCGACGCCGAGCACCUCAGCCAGAGGCAGGCGGAGCACGACGCCCGGCAGGUGUCACAUCAGCACACCAAGCUGCUGAGGAUCCCAUCCUUCCUUCCGAAUCCUGAGGAGUCCCCCUUGCCAUCUGCACCUUCGGUCGCCAAAUCGGGAUCCCUGGACUCAGAACUCUCGGUGUCCCCAAAAAGGAACAGCCUCUCUCGGACACACAAAGAUAAGGGGCCUUUUCACAUACUGAGUUCCACCAGCCAGCCAAACAAAGUGCCCGAGGGUCAGGGCCAGACCCCCGUGCCCGCCUCCGCCUCCACCCGCCUGUUUGGGUUGGCUAAGCCAAAGGAUAAGAAGGAGAAAAAGAAGAACAAAAAAGGCAGCCGCUCUCAGCCUGGUGAUGGCCCCGCGUCAGAAGUGCCCGCAGAGGGUGAAGAGAUCUUCUGCUGACCCUGCCCUCUGCCAUGGCCACUGCCUCGUGUCCAGCCCUGCCUCUCCUGCUGUUCCUGGGGGUGGUCUCUUACCUUGGACACCCGAACUGCCCCAGGUCCUGGACCAGAGGGACAAAUGGUCUCGAGUGUCAGGGUGGGGCAGGAGACCCGGGAUUGGCGGCUGCCGACGGCUCCCGGCUCGGGGCGGCCCUACUGAGGAUGUUACACUGAAAGUAGGUGGCCCCAGAAGUCCAGGCGAUGGUUUCGGACAUGUCAGGAAUCUCUAAAGGCUGAAAGAAGUUUCCAAAUAAGGUCUGAAAUCCUACCUGCCUUUUAUUUGAGGGACAUAAGCAACAAACAGCAGAUAGUUUGGAUUUGGUCUGUGUACAUAGAGUUACCCGUCUGCAUAUACACAUGGGCCGUGCCAGAAUUAGGCGCCCUCUGUAGCAGGGGCCUGGUCAGCUUGACGCAGGAGGUGCUGCCUGGCCCUGCGCCGGGAGCACACGGGCGCUCGGCCCGUCCCCCCCCCCACCUUGUCCUCCAAAGCGGUUUUCUCGUCAGCCUACCCCGUGCACACCUCCCCUCUUUCUGCAUGUAUUUCUCGAUCUUAGAAGGGCUGGCAGGCAUUUGUGAAAACCAGUGAGAAAAGGCAUGAUGUGUUCAAAAAAUAUAUAUACACACACACACACACAAACGUGUGUGUGUGUGUGUAUAUAUGUGAUCUGUACCAUCUUGAUUUUGGUGUUCGUCAUUAAAAAAAAAAUCUAAUUUUAACAUGAAAUCCAAAGAAAUAGACUGGCUUUCCAAGAUGUUUGCCCACAUACUCUAGGCACAGAUGCAGUAAAGCAGUCUCCUCAUCCUUACUCCUGCAUUGUGCCACUUUCUGGUUGUCACUGACCCCCGGCCUCCGGCACCAUCCCAGGGGAAGCCACUGCUCCACAGCAAGGUUGUCCCCACCCCUGCACUAGGACAGGGCCCCCGGCCCCUCUCAUUUUUAUACCAGGACAGCCUGAGAGGGAGCUGGCCCAGGUGUGGCUGGGAAACGUGCUCAUUCAGUAUUAGGAGGUCAGGGCAGAAUUUGAUUUCUUAACCCAUUUUCCAAAUCUAAGGGUCUGUUGGUUAUUGUACCCCACCCCCUCGAAGGUGCCAGAUGCGGCCUGCUUUCUCUGUGCUUUCCCGCACCGUUGGUGAUCUGUAUUUGCUUGAGGCUCGUGAGCAGCUGCUGGGAGCAGGCCGGUUUGUGGAGUUCUCUGAGGCCCCCUCUCCCUGCUGGACUCACUGCUCCCCUGUGAGGGGAGACCCUGGAGAAGUCUGUGCUUUCGGUGUGCCCUUCAUUCCUGCUUCUCGCCCCUCAGGAGCAUGGGUCUUUGAACAUACUUUUUAGAAAAACGAAAUCUGUAACUUGGUGCUUGAUGAAUUGCAAGCUGGCCUUGCAGAUGGAGAUAUUUAUCUUUCAGUUUAUUUGAAAGAGGUCUGGUUUAAAAUUUUUAGCUUAGAUUUGUUUAUUUAUUUGUGUGUGUGUGUGUGUGUGUGUGUGUGUUUUAAGCCCUAUGGUUUCAACUGUGUGAUCCAUGCAGAACAUGACCAGCCACAGUGCUCCUCCCUCCUCAGUGUCUGUCAAAGUGCGUGAGGGCCCAAAGGAAAAUGAAAGGGGGAUCCAUUCCCUUCCUCCCCUCCCCCACCUCCUUCUUCCAUCAAGGGAUGUCGUCGUCUUGCAUGAGAGUCAAGAAACUUGCCACCUGUGAGUUACGCUCACCUGUUUGUCACAGAGAUUUCUUAGCCUUCAGAAACACUUUAAGAACAAGACCAGCUAAGCUAAUCAUCUUUUGAACCCUGAUGUAACCCCCCACACACACCCCCCCCCGAACCCUAAACAGGGAAAAAGAGCGGUUACUUCCUUGCUCGGGCCACACGGCCACGCCUGCGCUGGUUUUCCUCAGAUGCGCGUGGGGCCCAGCUGUCCGUUCUCGUCACCAACUGGAGCUCCCCUCUGGGCUCGCUGUCCCACGAGACGUGGGCUGCUGGAGGGAAUGGCACUGGGGAAGGAAGCUCCCUCCCUCCUUCCUCGGUGUCCAUGUAGGCCAGGCCACACUGUUCUUGGAGCCUGCACCAGGAAGCACUGGGUGCUGACAAGCUGGGCCCUCUUCUCUCCAACAAAACGCUGUGGACCCCGAGUUUCUGUCCACAGCUGCCCAGCCUUGAAGUUGCUUUGGUGGUGGUGCUUGUUUAAACGGAGGCUGCACCAGCACCCACCCCCAGUCACUUAGCUCGGGCAGGUUCUGGUUGGACAAGUGUAGAAUCAGACUUGGAAAGUAGCCUCCUGCUUCCACACCACUGCCCACCUUCAUCCAAAAUCGAGUCUGCAGUACAGAGAGACAACUGCUUAUUAAGAGCCAUGCUUUGACAUGUCUUCCUCCUCCUCCCCCCACGCCCCCCGCCACCACCCUCCCCCCGGAAACUGAACUCCAGGGACUUCUUUGUCAUGCUUGGAGAACUACCUGGGUUGUUGCUGCUUGUGCUUGUGACUUUGGGAACUGCUCUGGUUCCAGAGGCGGUUCCCUGUUGUGUUCUCCAGCAAGCUCAAGAAAGAAGAUGCCAGGCUUUGUGGUUAAGUUUUAGGGGGACAGAUAGAGACACCAGCCAGAGUCCCCAGAUUUCCAGAGUCUAGUGAAGUUCCUGGAAGGAGGCUCAAAAAUUCUAUCUCAAAAAUGCUAUCAUCUCAGAAGUUGUCAUCCCAGUUGGGUGACGUGCACUUUAAAUGCUCUCAUCUGUUGGCUUCGUUUUUGAGACAAUCAGCUAUGUGAACUGUUUUCUUCUUUGAAAACGGAGAGGGUUAAAAACAUGCAAAUUGCCAUAAUUCAGCCUUUGCCAACAUUCCAUUCUCUACCCCCGUGAGAGCGAUCUGUGGAGAAGAAAUCCUUAUCAAGAUUUUUUUAUUAUUUUUUUGAAAAGGUACGAAUCUUACCUUUCUCCCUGUUGUGUCUCAGGGUAGCAUCACUAAAGUUGUCUCUUUGAGAAUAGUUCUCCCUUAUUCUCUUCCCGAGCCCCUAGUAGCAGUAAGCACAAAUUUUCAAGACCCUUGGGGUUUGUUGUCCCUUUCCUGGGAGGGGGGCAGGUAUGGGGGUGCGGGGGUUUGAUAAAGUAAGCUCUGCCUUAAGUGAAGGGCAGAACCAUACCUUAGAGACCAGGACUUGAUCCAGAAGUUGCUGUGCACAGAAGUACUUGAUAUUUCAUUGCUUGGUCUCUCAGUGGCUUUUCCAUGGCCAGUUCUUUCUUCCCGAGGAUUUUGGUAUUUGUCGGGGAGGGCUGCAGUCCACUCCAGUGUUGAUGGGUGACUGGUUGCACCCAGGCCAGCCGAGCCCUGGGAGGAACGGGUGAGUGGGCCUCAGUGGCCAUCCACAGGGUGGGUUGGAGGGGACUCCAGACUCUGCCAGAGGGGAUCGACCUCCUCCCCCCCCCCGCCCCCGCCAGGCUUGGAUGCCCUCGGACUGUGGAAGCCCGGAACCAGCCCCGUAGGUUAGACGGCACGUGCGCCCUGCCCGCCCGCCUUCCGUCCAGACACACGCAUGCCGGGGGUGCUGGGCCCGGCUCCCCAACACGCAGACACAGAGGGAAGGGCAAAGAGUUUGUUGUGGUUUGCGUCUUCAUUUGUCUUCCAGCGUAGCCUGACAUUCCUAGUUACCCAGAGCUUUGGAAUCUGCUUGCUGGCCAGGUUUCAAAGUGAAAAGUAUUUUAAUGCUGCCAUAAAAGUAAAAACAAAAAGGAAGGGAAAAACAAAGGCUUCUGUCUUUGUACCCCUCUAAUUUGUCAAAAGAUUACAGGCCUUGAAUUAAUUCUCCAUCUUGCUAAGGUUGAAAGCCGGGCAAACCCAGAUGGCGAAUGCCCUCCGGCCCCAGACCACGAGCCCGGCCUGUGCUGGGGGGCUCCUUGCUGCCUCGAAGCAGAGCGUGCUGCCUCUUCACCCCAGAUAUUCACCCAUCUUGAGCUCUCCUGCCUUUUGCAGCCACCCGCCAGGGGCCCGCCCGGUCAGCUUGCCCACAGUCACGGUUCAGCCUGUGGUUUUCUGUGUUCCUUGCCCGCUGGGGGCGCGGGGAGACGCCCGGACCUGCAGGAGGGUGAUUACCGUACACCUUAUACCUCUGCUUUUGUGGUUUUCAAAUGCUAGAUGAACAUUUCUGUGCUAGAUUCUUUUAAAUAAAAAGGGGUUAAAACCCAGAUGCUGUAUAUUAAUUUGUAAUUAUGUAUAAAGUAAAGCAGUUUUAAACUGUAAAAAAAAUUUUUCAGUGUGUUUUCUGGGAUUUUGCCACAACAUACUGGCUUUGUAUUUUAUUUAUCUUCCUUUCUAGUUACUGGCUUCAGACUGUACUUGUAAAGUCCCCUCCACCCUUUCAAAAAAUAAAUGUCCUUUAAGUCUC
Zalophus californianus (California sea lion) is the source of this 13070-nucleotide messenger RNA. RefSeq names its product A-kinase anchoring protein 13 (gene AKAP13). Bases 206 to 8674 code for a protein of 2822 amino acids. NCBI's taxonomy places the organism in Eukaryota, Metazoa, Chordata, Mammalia, Carnivora, Otariidae. Gene Ontology annotation, biological process: positive regulation of canonical NF-kappaB signal transduction; adrenergic receptor signaling pathway; regulation of Rho protein signal transduction. The record is from RefSeq and is a predicted model, not a curated record. Gene Ontology annotation, molecular function: guanyl-nucleotide exchange factor activity; MAP kinase scaffold activity. Gene Ontology annotation, cellular component: membrane; actin cytoskeleton. The transcript is spliced from 39 exons.